Molecule: messenger RNA, 2037 nt
Organism: Recurvomyces mirabilis
Lineage: Eukaryota; Fungi; Ascomycota; Dothideomycetes; Mycosphaerellales; Teratosphaeriaceae
Exons: 3
Coding region: 1-2037 (678 amino acids)
Biological process (GO): defense response; superoxide anion generation
Cellular component (GO): NADPH oxidase complex; plasma membrane
Molecular function (GO): superoxide-generating NAD(P)H oxidase activity; calcium ion binding
Source: RefSeq, a predicted model, not a curated record
AUGGACACCCCCAUCGACAGAGCUAACGAUGACCUUGCUCCCAUGAGCGAGGACGAGAUCAAUGCUUUCUUCGACGAUCUGGACAAAGACAAAAACGGUUCCGUUAGCUUUGCAGAACUAGAGGCCAGACUCCAUGAGAUACACAACGAGCUGGCCCCGGAACCUGCUAAGCACAAUCUUCACCAUCCCAGCCGACGAGACGUGGAGAAGAAUGAAGACCACAACGGCGAUAGUCUUCAUGCCUUUCUUUUCAAUUUAAUGCCUGAUUGCAGCACUCAGCUAAGCCGGCCUGACUUCAUCCGACGCGUCAAGAAGUGGGAGGUCCCAAGCCGGAAGCAAUCAGAUGCUACCGACUGCGACGCGGAGGACGCCUCCAUGGAGCGUAAACUCCCUUUUCGAAGACGAGUGCGAGCAUAUUGGGCUGUUCAUGGACGCGUUCUCUGUUUCACAGUUUUCGUGAUGGCACUACAGCUUGCCUUUGGUCUGUGGCAAAUGAUUAAAUACCUCAGAGAUCCUUUGGCUCGUGCAGCUUCUGGUUGGGGUGUGGUAUUAGCCAAGGCGAGCGCCGGGGUGCUCUACCCGACCUUCUUCUUCAUGCUUCUCAGCAUGAGCAGGCACUUCUCGACAUUCCUUCGGAGAAACUAUUACAUCAAUCGAUUCAUCAAUUGGGAUCUGUCACAAAUCUUCCACAUCAGGAUGAGCAUAGUAGGUCUAUUCUUCGCCAGUUUACAUGCCAUAGGACACUUAAAUGGCACCUUCGUCUUUGGCUCCUCAAGAGGACGACAAGAAAAUGUGGCAUCGGUGCUUGGUCCAGACGCGGUACCUCGUCCUUACAUCACCUAUGUGCGUACAUUACCGGGUUGGUCGGGUCUCACGGCGCUCGGCUUGUUCUGGACCAUCAGCUUGCUCUCCAUGCCAUUCAUACGCAAACGUAGUCACGAGAUUUUCCAGCUUGGUCACUUGCUUAUGUUUCCAAUGAUCGGUUUGCUUUGUGCCCAUGGCACUGCUGCAUUGCUCCAAGCACCCAUGCUCGGCUACUGGUUGGCAUUUCCAGCAUUAUUGGUGAUCUUCGAGCGAGUGUAUAGAUUGGUUCGAGGCCUUAUGGCGGUACCUGCAAGAGCGGAGGUUCUGGACAACGACACAAUUCGAAUCACUUGCAAGCAUCCGCAGGGCAAAGAUUGGAAGUACUCUGCCGGACAAUAUAUUCUGCUACAGGUCCCGAAGAUCUCACAUUUCCAGUGGCACCCAUUCACUAUCUCCUCCUGCCGUGGUAACAUGCUGCAGGUGCACAUCAAAUUUGAUGGAGACUGGACGAAUAAGCUACAAGACACAUUUCCAGAGAGCCAAGAUAUCAAAAUAGGUAUCGACGGCCCAUUUGGCGCACCAGCGCAACGCUUCUAUGAUUACGACUACUCCAUAAUUGUCGGAGGAGGGAUAGGCAUCACUCCAUUUGCGGCCAUUCUUACGGAUCUUGAGGAGCAGUCUACCGAGCGCAAGGAUCCGUGGGCUGAGGGUAGGCGCUCACGUUCCCCAUUUAGAAGACCAUCGAGAUCCGGUACUCCAGAGCCGACCUCUUCAGACGACCAGCAGCGAGGCGACAAGCCGAAACCACUCUCGACAUCCGAAUCCACAGCGGUGUGUCGACUUUCAUUGGACUAUGGUGCCGUGCCUCUCGCGAAGGAUGGCAAUCUCGAGCUCAACAUCAAUACUCACAUCACGGCUAAAAGGAAGAAUAUAUCGACGCAUGUGUUCCGAUACUUGCUAGAUAGCUAUCGUACGGAGGCUGCGCCAUACUCGACUUUGACUGGCUUAAGGCAGCCUUCGCACUUCGGUCGUCCGGACUUUGACGCUAUUCUGGAGAAGCAUUUCGAGGAGCUUGUGGCGGCAGGAGUCACAGACAGUAAGGUGGGAAUAUUCUAUUGCGGUGCUCCUGUUGUUGGUGAAGUGUUAUCAGACAAAGCCCACAUGCUUACUGCCAAGGCUCGCGACAUGGGAUUGCAUCUACGAUAUGAUUUCUUGAUGGAGGUCUUUGGCUAG